AUGUGCAAGCUAAUCUGUUGCCUCAAACUUGAUAAUGUGACGGAUUCAUAUGUUGUGGAAUACAGUAAACAAAUGUUGAGCAACAUUGACUUGCUGAUCGGAACGGAGCCUGAUCGUUCUACGCACCCUUCAGCCCUCCACUUCUACCUUUUCAACGCCGCAUCAGUAUCUGCUGUAAAAAUCUAUGCCUGCGAAAAUAGUCACUCUAAACUUCAGGUAGCCUACAAAAUAUCCUUGGUAGCAGAUGUACUUUGUAGCAUCUGGAAGACGGAUGAUAGCUUCCGAAGCAGUAGCUUCAUAUCCAGGCAAAAACUAAUGUCCUCCCCAAAUGUCUGGCCUAAUGUCUCGGUGCUGCAAGAACAACAAAAACAUGAAUUUGCUCCGGAAGAAUGCUCGUCAAACUAG
Messenger RNA from Prunus armeniaca (apricot), 405 nucleotides. NCBI's taxonomy places the organism in Eukaryota, Viridiplantae, Streptophyta, Magnoliopsida, Rosales, Rosaceae. The record is from the annotation of a GenBank genome assembly.